AUGACCUCGGCCGCAGCAUCCUCCUGGGUGGGCACUCUGCUCAACCAAGCAUCCAACGGCAGCAUCUUCCCUCGACCUGAGCAGCGGCCGGGCUUUGUUCUGCCGCCUUCGCUAUCUGGCUCUGUUUCUUCUUCUUCGACCUUGUCCGCGUCCCCGUCGGCAGCCGGAGAAGUGAAGACCACGUUCAACUCGGAGACCGUCACGCUCUGCGAGCAGUGUCCCAAAAAGGUCGUCGGUAAGGACGCACCUCUACACAUUGAUGUUGGCGGGAUCGACGUCGAGCAGGCGCUGUCUGAGUCCCAGGGCAUAGACACUAUGGCGAAGAUCGAGGCUCGUGCUCACGAACGCGAUCCUCCCGCCAAUAGCGAAAAAACCGUCUUGUCCGCGGCGGCCAGUGAGGAUGACAAUAUCAUCGUCGGAUGGUACGGCGACGACGAUCUCGAGAACCCGCGCAAUUGGUCCUCGCGCAAAAAGGCCUUUGUCACCUUCCUCAUCGGCCUGCUGACCUUCGGUGUCUACUCGGGUUCCGCCAUCUACACGCCGUCAAUCCCGGGCGUUAUGGAGCACUUCCAUGUCGGCCUCACCAAGGCCACGCUGGGCCUGUCGCUCUUCGUGCUCGGCUACGCUUUCGGGCCCAUGUUCCUGUCGCCCCUCAGCGAGGUGCCUGCAAUCGGGAGGAACUGGACGUACAUCCCAAGCAUGAUUAUCUUCGUCAUCUUCAACAUGAUCGCUGCGCUUUCGCCCAACUACAGCACGCUAAUGGCGAUGCGCUUCUGGACUGGAUUCCUGGGCUCGCCUGCGUUGGCUACGGGCGGUGCGAGCAUCUCGGACAUGUACGAAGGUGUGGGCGUUGCAUUUCCUAUUGCAAUCUGGGCGGUGGGCGCCGUGUGUGGGCCCGUGCUGGGCCCGGUGAUUGGUGGGUUCUCGGCAAUGAACCUGGGUUGGAGGUGGCCGUUGUGGCUACUGACCAUCCUGUCCGGCGUUACGACCCUCGUCCUCGCUUUCCUGCUCCCCGAAACGUUCGAAGGGUACAUCCUGCUCCAGCGAGCCAAGCGCCUUCGAAAGCUGACUGGAAACCCACGCUACGUCGCGCAGAGCGAACUCGAUCAGAAAGCCACCUCGGUCGCCGACCUGACUAAGGAAGCCCUCCUGCGCCCCAUCAUCAUCUCGAUCGAACCGGUCGUCUUCUUCACCUCGAUCUACCUCGGCAUCGCCUACGCCUGCUUCUAUCUCUUUUUCGAGAGCUUCCCAAUCGUGUUCACCGAGAUUCACCACUUCAACCUGGGCGAGUCGGGGCUGCCGUUCCUGGGUCUGGCCGUGUCGUGCGUGCUGACGCUGAUCGGCUACCUGUGGUAUCUCAGCCGCUACUUCAACCCGCGCUUCCUGGCCAAGGCGUCCAAGGGCAUCAUUGUGCCCGAGGACCGCCUGUCGAUUGCGCUGUUUGCGUCGUUGUUCGUGCCCGCCUCGCUGUUCGGGUUCGGCUGGACGAGUCGCGCCGAAAUCCACUGGAUCGUGCCGAUCAUCUUCUCGGCGUUCCUACUGCCCGGUGUGUUCCUGCUGUUCCAGAGCUUGCUGGUGUAUCUGCCCAUGUCGUACCCCAAGUAUGCCGCGUCGGUGCUUGCAGCAAAUGCGCUGAUCAGGUCCACGAUUGCCGCUGCGUUCCCGCUGUUUGGCCAUGCGCUCUUCUCCAACCUGGGUGUCGGCCAGGGGUGCAGCGUCCUGGGCGCCAUCUUUGCGUUCUUGAUCCUGCCGCUGUGGGGCCUGCAGAGGUACGGACACGUGCUCAGGCGCCACUCAAAGUAUGCGCACGUCUACUAG
Sporisorium graminicola is the source of this 1818-nucleotide messenger RNA. RefSeq lists its product as uncharacterized. The record is from RefSeq and is a predicted model, not a curated record. Lineage: Eukaryota; Fungi; Basidiomycota; Ustilaginomycetes; Ustilaginales; Ustilaginaceae. Gene Ontology annotation, molecular function: fluconazole transmembrane transporter activity. Gene Ontology annotation, biological process: xenobiotic detoxification by transmembrane export across the plasma membrane. The coding region runs from base 1 to 1818 and encodes 605 amino acids. The transcript has a single exon.